GCAUGGUGGAGCGUUUUCACCGGCACUUGAAGGCAGCGGUACGUGCGCACGCAGGUCCUACAUGGUCUCAAACACUUCCCCUCGUUCUCUUAGGCUUAUGAAACACGGUUGAAACCGAUUUCGCCGCCACACCAGCGCAGCUAGUGUACGGUUGCACUCUGCGGUUGCCCGGACAGCUGGUAGCACCAGCCCCAUCUACUUCCACUAUUGACUACGGAAGUUACACUGAUCGAUUGGCUUACCAGAUGCGUGAGCUAAGUCCACCCGCUCCUCGAUCGCAGAAGACACCAGUGUACAUGCGCGAGAACCUGUCUACGCGUUCACACGUCCUUCUUCGCGCAGUCAGUGUUCGACAGCCUCUUCAGUCGCUGUACAUAGGACCUUUCAAACGUUACACCGUGUGAGUAAGACGUAUACUAUUGACCGCGGUGGUCAACGCGAAGUCGUCACCAUCGAUCGUCUAAAGCCCGCUUUUAUGGAAGAAACCACCUCGCCUACUUCGUCUGGUAGUGCUUCGUGCGACGUCACAACUCACCGCACUAGCUUUCAGCAUCCUAGUGCAGUUCAACCAGACCACGAUCUCGGUCUGCAAGCAUCAGCCGUCCCGACAUCUCCCGAAUUUAGUCCGCUGCCUCCCACAACCAUUCGCCGUGGUCGGCAAGUGCGUAAGCCCGUUCGCUUUUCCGACUAUGUACAGUGUAAAUACGUUUACGUUUGUAUAUAUUGUAUAUGUUUAUCCCGUUUUUGCUCGAAUGACGUUUUGAAAACAAAAAAGCAUCAAAAACCUCUAAAAACCUGUUCUAAAAAUAUUCAAAAAACCGGAAAAUCUAAACACGCAGAUCAUUCGUUCGUUCUUUCUGACAUUUUCUGCGCGUAUUCUAUUUUCUCGUCUCUACACGCCCCAACCCUCCCCUUCGAUCGACUGGCCCACACGACCAAUCUUUUCGAGGAUCGGCGCAGUCAGCAUGGAUCUUGACGCGAACGCUGGUCAUUUCUCCACGGGACUAGUGUCGCUUCUUCAUGCGACGACAGUCGUUUCUCCGUGGGACGAGGGUCGUUUUGGCGCAG
Messenger RNA from Dicrocoelium dendriticum, 1068 nucleotides. The record is from the annotation of a GenBank genome assembly. Lineage: Eukaryota; Metazoa; Platyhelminthes; Trematoda; Plagiorchiida; Dicrocoeliidae.